Molecule: messenger RNA, 930 nt
Organism: Penicillium bovifimosum
Lineage: Eukaryota; Fungi; Ascomycota; Eurotiomycetes; Eurotiales; Aspergillaceae
Product: histidinol-phosphatase
Exons: 3
Coding region: 1-930 (309 amino acids)
Biological process (GO): L-histidine biosynthetic process
Cellular component (GO): cytoplasm
Molecular function (GO): histidinol-phosphatase activity
Source: RefSeq, a predicted model, not a curated record
AUGCCAUUCUCUCAUCACAGCCAUUCAGGCCAAUUCUGCCCCGGCCAUGCUAAAGACUCACUGGAAGAUGUGAUCCAAACUGCCAUCAGCAAGAAGAUGCAAGUCUUCUGUCUGACAGAACAUAUGCCCCGCCAUAAAGAAGAUUUCUACCCCGAGGAAAUCAAAUGUGGCGAGACAGAAGAAUCCCACGCAGAAAAUGAAGCCGCCUACUGGGCCGAAGCAGUCCGUCUUCGUGAGAAAUACGCCUCCCAGAUCGAUAUCAUCAUCGGCUUCGAGAUCGACUGGAUUCGACCCACCUCGAGAGAAUUGAUCGAACGAUCCCUUUCAAGAUUCCCAUUUGAAUUCUUCAUUGGCUCCGUUCACCACAUGCACACUGUGCCAAUUGACUAUGACCGGCCGAUGUAUGAGCAGGCUCGGGAAUUAGCUGGCGGGACGGACGAGCGCUUAUUCGAGGACUACUUCGAUGCUCAGUUUGAUAUGUUGCAGCAACUGCGGCCGCUUGUCGUGGGUCACUUUGAUUUGAUUCGUCUCAAGAGUGAUGAUAUGGAGCGCAGCUUUACUGCCUGGCCUGGUGUCUGGGGUAAGAUCUUGCGGAACUUGGAUCUUAUUGCCUCGUACGGCGGUAUGCUGGAGCUCAACUCGGCUGCGCUUCGCAAGGGAAUGUCUGAGCCAUAUCCUAAAGCGGAGAUUUGCAAGGAAUUUAUGGCGCGCGGCGGUCGCUUCUGUCUGUCUGAUGAUAGCCACGGUGUUGACCAAGUCGCUUUGAACUUCCGCCCUGUGCUUGAGUUCUUAGGUCGCGCCGGUAUUUCGACCCUGCAUUAUCUACAAUUGAAGUCGGGGUCGUCACCAUCGCCUGAUCCUCGAUUCCCUAAGACACAGAUUGCGGCUAUCUCGGUGGAGGAGCUGGGGAAAUUGGCAUUUUGGUCAUAG